CAAAUAUGAAUCAAUCUACUUAUAUUUUGAAGGGACAUAUUCGUUACCGGACUAGUAUAUGUGCCAUAUAAAUAAGUCAUACUUGAGCCAUGAUUACUUCAUACACGUCUCAAAUGAUUUGAUUGAAUCAUUCAUGUUAUCAUCGUCGAAUUGCAAUGCAUUUACCAAAAUCAUUCCGUGAGGCCCUAUAUAGCCUCAAUCUUUGAUCUUGUCUAAUUUCUUCUUGUAUCUGACAUUUCAUACCUGUCUUCCUCUAGGUUUUCGAUACGAUGACCGAUACCCGCAAUCUCCUGUAAAGUCUUUUACACGGAGUAAGAAAAUUGUGUCUGAGAGACGUCGGUUGGUUGGGUUGUUGACUUUGUGGACUCUAUUGCAUUGUCAUUUGGGUUUGAAUACUAGACCUCUAGCUCUUCUCUUGUGAGUUUAGGACGGCACUAGUUUUAAGUUCCUGGACAUUUCAAGGAAACUCCAUAAUCGUUGAUUUCAGAGUCCACCAAGUCAACGUCAAUCAAUUCACAUUCUGUAGUCUCGCGUCUAACCAUGCUAUUAAAUUCAACACAAUCUCUCUCCAUGCAUUGUCUAAAAACCCACUUUUUCACAGGUCCAUUCUGAUCGAAGAACGCAAAAACCAUGUCUUCCGGAGAAUCCAAUUUGGCCACGGCCAAGACAGUUAUCUCCACCAUAGGCUCCAUAGCCGCAGCGGCGAUGGUGGUCCGUUCAAUAGCCCAAACCUACGUCCCUCCGGAACUCCAAGACUAUCUCUCUUUGGGCCUCAGAAAUUUCUUUAACAAAUUCUCAACCCAAGUAACAAUGGUGAUCGACGAGGUCAAUGGCCUAGGCUGCAACGAAAUCUACGACGCAGCCGAGGUCUACUUAGGCCCCAAGAUCAACCAAGACACUCGUCGCCUCAAAAUCAGCAAAUCAGACAACGAAAAGAACAUUAACAUAACCAUGGAACGCAACGAACAAGUCACAGAUAUCUACCAAGGAGCUAAAUUCACUUGGGUUUGGGUUUGUAGACAAGUCGAGUCAAGAAACUCAUACGACAUGAACUCGACUAUAGGACAUGAAGUUCGAUCUUUUGAGCUCACGUUUCACAAAAAGCACAAAGAUUUCGUUAUCAACUCUUACUUGCCCUAUGUCAUGAAAGAAGCAAAGUUGAAGAAACAAGAGAACAAGACGCUAAAGAUCUUUACAGCCGAUUAUGCGGCUAUAUACGAUUGGUACUCGAAUUCAUGGAAAUCGGUGAGUUUGGACCACCCGGCAACUUUUGAGACAUUAGCAAUGGAUUGGAAGGUGAAAGAGAUGGUGUUGAAGGAUCUUGAAAGGUUUGUGAAGAGGAAAGAGUAUUAUAGGAAGGUUGGUAAGGCUUGGAAGAGAGGGUACUUGUUGUAUGGUCCUCCCGGGACUGGGAAAUCGAGCUUGAUCGCGGCCAUGGCGAAUUACUUGAAUUUUGAUAUAUAUGACUUGGAAUUGACCGAGUUGAGGCGUAAUUCGGAUUUAAGGAAGUUGCUCCUUGGGACAGCGAGUCGGUCGAUAUUGGUGGUUGAAGACAUUGACUGCACCAUUGACUUGCAAGAUAGAUCGGGUCGGAAGACGGAUUCGGAACUGUAUGGUCAGGAAGAAAGCAAGGUGACACUCUCCGGUUUUCUCAAUUUUAUUGAUGGCCUAUGGUCAAGUUGUGGCGAUGAGCGAAUCAUAAUUUUUACAACAAAUCACAAAGACAAGCUUGACCCUGCGUUGUUGCGGCCGGGACGAAUGGAUGUGCACAUCCACAUGUCUUAUUGCACCCCAUGCGGAUUCAAGCUUCUUGCUUCGAAUUAUCUCGGUAUCCAACAGCAUGAGCUUUUCGGAGGGAUUGAGGAAUUGAUUCGAACUGUAGAGGCGACUCCGGCGGAAGUAGCCGAGCAGCUAUUGAAGUAUGACGAGCCCGGUGCUGCUCUCAGUGGUCUGAUUGGUUUCCUCCAUGUGAAAGAGAAUGAAAAUAAUGAAGCCAAGGCCAAGAAAAUAAAGCAAGAAUCAAUCGAGAAGGAGGUGAGUGAACCAGGAAAAGAGAGUGAAAAUGAAGAGAAAGAAGGCACAUCCUAAGAAAAUUAACAGCCUUACCUGCUGAGAAAUUGAAAUAAAGGAGACACCAAUCCUUUUCAUCUCCCAGAUUUCGUUAUAGAUGAGAAUAUUUCGAAGUAAUAGUACGUAAUGUUUUGGUAUAUUUGUGUUUCUACGUUGUUUGUGUAUUAACGUCUAUGUUUAUUUUUGAGUGUGUUAGU
Molecule: messenger RNA, 2267 nt
Organism: Ilex paraguariensis (yerba mate)
Lineage: Eukaryota; Viridiplantae; Streptophyta; Magnoliopsida; Aquifoliales; Aquifoliaceae
Source: the annotation of a GenBank genome assembly